Messenger RNA from Colletotrichum costaricense, 1212 nucleotides. Its product is annotated as cytochrome c/c1 heme lyase. Lineage: Eukaryota; Fungi; Ascomycota; Sordariomycetes; Glomerellales; Glomerellaceae. Gene Ontology annotation, molecular function: holocytochrome-c synthase activity. Bases 1 to 1212 code for a protein of 403 amino acids. Gene Ontology annotation, cellular component: mitochondrion. The record is from RefSeq and is a predicted model, not a curated record. The transcript is spliced from 2 exons. Gene Ontology annotation, biological process: cytochrome c-heme linkage.
AUGAACGCCGAUCUCGUAGACCUCGUUUUCCUAACCCGCUUCCAACCUUCAGCAGCUACCAUAUCCUCCUCCGUCGCAAUCGACUACGAAGACCAUCCUCACCACACAAUGUCAGACUCCAGCAACGGCGCCGCACCCGAGACGUGCCCCGUCGACCACAAGGCCCGCGAAGCCUGGCUCCAGCACGCCCGCGCCGCGAACCCAGACGCUGCGCAACCUCCUCACCCGCCGCACCCGAUACCCCCGACCCAGGCGGGGUCACCACAGUCCCAGGAUGCGCAGUCAUCAUCGUCCUGGACGCAGUCUCUACUGUCUCUGACGCCCUUCUCCUCUUCCUCGGCGCCGCCGCCAACGUCUACGAACGCCCCCGCGACACAAGCUCCCGCCGCCUCCGCCGAUGCCGCCGCUGAAGUCUGUCCCGUAGACCACAAAUCCCGCGAGGCCUGGCUCGAACAAGCCCGCACCGCCUCCGCGAACGGUUCCUCAAAUCCUCACACACCACACCCCCACCACACUCUCGAAGCCGCGCCAUCAUCACCACAGCCCUCGCAAUCAUGGGCGCAGUCCCUAAAGUCAUACAUCCCCUUCACCUCAUCAGCAACAACCACACAAUCAAACACACCAAACCUCCCACCAUCCACGCCCGCCAAAUCAGGCCUCGACACCGAGCGCGAAGUCUCGACGAUUCCUAGGACUGCGACGUCAGCGUACCCGGGCACCAGCCGCCCCUCUAAUCACGAGCAGGAAACGGGCUCGGACGAGGCGACGGGGAACUGGAUAUACCCUUCCCAAAAGAUGUUCUUUGACGCCAUGAAGCGCAAGGGCCACGAUACCCGCGCGCAAGACAUGGCGACCGUGGUGCCGAUUCACAACGCCGUCAACGAGAGGGCGUGGAAGGAAAUUAAAGAGUGGGAGGCGCCUUACCUCGAAGGCACAGCCUGCGACGGCCCCAAACUACACUCUUUCCUCGGCCUCAGCACAAACAUGUCCCCCAAGGCGCGCGUGAAUACCCUGCUGGGCUACACCCCGCCCUUUGACCGCCACGACUGGGUCGUCGACCGCUGCGGCGUACAGGUCGAGUACGUCAUUGACUUCUACGCCGGACGCCCCGACGCACGCGGCAAGCCCAGCUUCUACCUGGACGUGAGGCCGAAGCUGAAUAGCUGGGAGGGCGUAAAGAUGAGGGCUUUGAGGGGUGUUGGGUUGGCUUGA